Molecule: messenger RNA, 1377 nt
Organism: Bolinopsis microptera
Lineage: Eukaryota; Metazoa; Ctenophora; Tentaculata; Lobata; Bolinopsidae
Product: sushi, von Willebrand factor type A, EGF and pentraxin domain-containing protein 1-like
Exons: 2
Coding region: 1-1377 (458 amino acids)
Source: RefSeq, a predicted model, not a curated record
AUGACAGAGACACAGUUCCCCCUCCCACCUGAUAAUGAAGUGUCCCUGAAGUGUAGUCCCGGAUACACUCUGACUGGAGACAGCACUGUCACAUGUGUAGAGGGAACAGCGUUCUCCUUCACUAAAAUCCCCUCUUGUCAACAACACGAGUGUGCGUCUCUCCCGGACACAACCAACCUAGAAACAAAGACAGAUUUUCCAGUGCAGCAUGGUGUGGUGGUGACAGUGAACUGUGAGACUGGAUACCAUCUGUCAGGAGCUGAUACUAUCACCUGUAUGAAGGGUAAUAUAUACAAGUCACAUCAAGAUCCUACAUGUAUUGCAAAGACUUGCACUGGUCUCCUUGAAAUCACAAACCUGCACGCAAGUGUGCAGUUGCAAACAGAAACACAGUUCCCAGUGAGUUACGGCACCAUAGUACCAGUACAGUGUUCAGAGGGGAGGACGCUGAGAGGGGACCAGGUGAUCACGUGUCAACAAGAUACUAACUUCAGCUUCCAGAACAAACCCCGUUGUAAUGACCUUGGAACUUGCUCGGAAGUGCCGCUAGACAGUAACCUCUACGCAAGCUCCCAGUUCCCUGUGAAUAUGAGUACAACAGUGGAUGUGAACUGUGUGGCUGGAUACUCCUUGAAUGGAGACAGAACCAUCACCUGUAUCCAGGACGCCGAGUACAGCUCGAGUAGGAACUUUCCUUACUGUGCCAUUGACAAGUGUACUGGAUUGCUGGAUGAUUUCUUCAACAUCGAGACCAACCCUUCACUUCCAGUAGACUACGGAACAAGAGUGGAGCUGGUGUGUAUACAAGGAUACAGUCUGACAGGGAGCAGUCUCAUCACCUGUAUCAAGGAUAAGAUCUGGGAGUAUGAAGAAACUCCUCACUGCGUUCUCGACACGUGUACUGAACUCCCAGCAGCCCUAUCAGACAUGACUACUACCAGCACCUUCCCCGUGAUAGUAGGAACAGUGGUGGAAGUUGUCUGUGAGCCAGGCCAUACUCUUGCCGGGGACAAUACCAUUACAUGUGAGAAGGGAGUGGUCUUCAAAAUGGAUCAGCGUCCUACUUGUACCAUAGAUCAUUGCACUAGACUGUUGACAGAGAACUAUCUCGUCACUGACUCCAGUUUCCCUGUCGUAUACGGGACCAUGAUCUCAGUGUCCUGUGAGCCAGGUUACUCCGUGAUGGGAAGUAAGGAGAUCACCUGCAAGAAGGGUAUCGUGUUUUCCCAUCAGCUCUCUCGGCCCAAGUGUGUUGACCCAGGAGAAGCUAAAAGCGCUGAAAGACCAAAAAGCAUGCUGUUGAAUCAGCACGCUGAAGAAGUACAGAGACUGGUGAACAAGCUGAUAAACUCAGACAGCAGCAAAAACUUCAAGUGA